AGUAAAUGAUGAACGAUGACGAAAAAUGGCUGGCUUCGGUUGAAAGAAGAAACUGAACAUCGUGAGUAUUCUCCGAUUGAGGAAACUCCUUCACUUCCCACUCUCCAAGCUACGAUCCUCUUCACUCCAGACUCUUUACCUUACCUGCAUUGAGAUUACACCAUGGCUUGGCUGGCCAGAUCCAUUGCAAAUUCAUUGAAGCUUGAUGAUGACGAUGAAGACGAAGAGAAUGCUGUUGCCAACCCCAAAUCACCGCUCAAAUCCGAUUCCGCAUCUAAUCAAUACCAUCAGACGGAUUCUCCUUCCCCGCCCUCGUCGUCGUCUUCAACUCCCACUGCCAGAGGUGUCAAAGAGGAUUUGUCCGAGCUGAAAAAUACCCUAACCCGCCAAUUCUGGGGUGUCGCCUCUUUCCUCGCUCCUCCGCCUGAGCAUUCUGCUUCACAUUCUCAAGUCUCUGAUUCAAAACCUAACGAACCGCUUGAUAAGUCAACAACCGACUAUCCAUCUGACCCUAAAUUGUCUGAAGAAGAUCUAAUUGCCGGAAUCCGCAGUGAUUUUGCGGAAAUUAGCGGGAAGUUUAAGACCGGGAUCUCCAAGCUUUCGAACACCAAGACUGUUUCUGAGAUCACCAAGAUUGCUUCCAAUUUUCUUCAGUUUGGAUCAGAGGAUUCUUUGGAGAAUUAUGAUGUCGGAACCGCGGUUGGUGUAACAGAGGAGGUUCUGAUAUUUGUGAGGAGUAUCGUCGAGCAUCCUGAGACCUGGCUGGACUUUCCUCUUCCUUAUGACGACGAUGCUGACGAUCUUGAGUUAUCUGAUGCCCAGCAAGAACAUGCUUUAGCUGUUGAGCAUCUUGUUCCAAGAUUGGCUGCUUUGAGGAUUGAGCUUUGUCCUCAGUACAUGAGUGAAGAUUGCUUUUGGAAGAUCUACUUUGUGCUCUUGCAUCCUAGACUUAGCAAGGAUGAUGCUGAACUUCUCUCAACAUCCCAAGUACUAGAAGCCAGAGCACAAUUUCAUGAAUUGCAACAACGAACCAAGGAACAGAUGGAGCCUCAGAUAUCUAGAAAUAUCUCUACCAGUUCAAAAGGAUCUUCUGAUUCAUCAAAUGAGGAGACUCUCUCUGUUCCACCUAGAGAUCAAUCUGAACCACUGUUUGUUCAGAAAUCCCCUGAUAGUACAGCCCCAUCCUCAACGGUGACUGAUGUUGAGACUGAUAAGCAUCCAAAUAAGAACGUGGAAAUCCAAGUUGUAGACAAGCCUAUUAUUGAGGAAACACCCUUGCAAACCGGUGUUGAACAUUCCCACUCUGGUCCUUCCAAAGUUUUUGAUGACAUAGACGUGGAUGAUGCAGAUGAUUGGUUGAAAGAGGAGACUCUUGAGAUUGAUGGCGACAGUGGAACUAACAUUCCUAUCGGGAAUGACGAGGAUGUAUCGUUUAGCGACCUUGAGGACGAUGACCAGGAGGUUCCGGCAUAUCAUAAGAAAGGUACAUCUGGCUCUGACUCUUCAACUAAAGAUUCCCGAGAUUGGGUUCAGCUUAGCCGGACUUCUGGUGAUUCAGAUAAGGACACAAACACCAUAGAGAAUAAGCAUGUUGGAUCUGGGCAGGUAGGCAGCCGCAAGGAAUCAAGUGACUGGCUUAAUGUCGAUGACAUUGAUUCAAUGUGACAACUUCGUUAAAACUCUUCAAUCUGUCUAUUUUCAUUGAAUUUUAUCUCCUCGAUGUAUAUCAUGUGUUUUCUCUAUAUGAAUCAAGCGUUUGGAAACUAUGUUAUGAUAUCUCUGUAUAUAGAAAAACUUGUAAAACUCAAAAUUCAUUUACAUGCAAAUAAUGGAUGGCUUUGUCGUAAUUA
Molecule: messenger RNA, 1850 nt
Organism: Benincasa hispida (wax gourd)
Lineage: Eukaryota; Viridiplantae; Streptophyta; Magnoliopsida; Cucurbitales; Cucurbitaceae
Product: BSD domain-containing protein
Source: RefSeq, a predicted model, not a curated record